AUGAAUGAAUUGAGCAAGGAUACUAUUUUAUUAAAAACCAAAAAGUUAAAAAAUUUGUGCCAGUAUGAGGAAAACAUCAACAGUCAACAUUUAAAGACACUAAUAGAAAUAUUAGACUACUUUUUCGAAAGAUAUAACGAUUACUUUUUAUCAUCCGUCGUGUGGGAAGUGAUUGAUAAAAUUAUUAUACUAGAAAACACCAUUGAAGAAAAGAAAAGCAUUGAUGUAGACCUAAGAACCUCCAUAAAAUUUUGCGAAUUCAUUUUCAAUAAAUUAAUAUCAUACACGAAUUAUGAUAAUGAUAACUGGAUGUACUUUUUUAGCUUUAGUUUUUUAAGGCGUCACCUCUGCUCAGUGAUAAGUUCCUUUUUAAAUUGUAGCAAUUCUUCCUUCAGACGGAAAGUAGAAUCAUCCUUUACAACCGAGCUAUUAUCCUUAACAAAGCAAAUUUUUGAAAAGAUAAAAGUUGAAAAUGAUUUAGAAUUGAAGGUCUCCUACACAGAAAUUUUAUGGAGAUCGUUUAGAAGAAUAGAUUUUGCGACAUUCAACAUAAAAAGCUUUCAUACAGAUAUAAAAGUGUUAGAAAAGUUGAAAAAUUUAAAAAUUUUUAAGUUCGAUGAGGAGUGUAUAAAUUGGCUGAAGGAGGAGAAUUACAUAAACAGGAAGUGCGUCAUUGAAAAUGGGUCAUUCAUAAUCAGAGGAAAUAAAAAACACCUGAACAAGGAUUUCAUACUAUGCUAUUUGGGGAAAUGUUCCCUCUUUCUCUACUAUGAUAAUGUAGAAGAAGACGAAAAAUGCAAAAUCGAGAUCCCAUACUAUCAUAUCUCCUCAGUAUAUUUUGAGAACAAAAAUUUAUUCACCUUGAACUGCAAAUCGAUAAUAGACCAGACGAACAUAUUUAACCUGUGGGGGCAAGACAUAAAAGAUGCCAUAUAUCACGAAACCAUUAGUAAGUUUAGUCUGUCAUUGAAUGUCAAAAAAUGUUCGAAGGAAAUCAAGAAAGAGUUGAGGAAACUUUUAGACAAAAUAUCUUUAAAGUUAAAAAAAGAAGAAAAAAAAAACAAUAGGCAAAGUCAUCAGAAGGAUGAUCAUAGUAAUAAAGACAAAAAGGACCAUAAAAAUGGAGUAUCUGGAACUACAGUAAAGAACACAAGGGAGAAGCUAGAUCCUUCUCUAUUCUUUUCCACUAUGUCUAUCAAGGACCAGGGCAUGAACGAUAAAAAUAUUGAGAGUAGCACAAGGAAAGCACUAGAAACACUGAAACGGGAAGUUGAGAAAAAGAAAAAAGAAAAAAGUGUAAAAGAGGAUAAAUUAAAAUAUGAAGUAUCAUCAGACGAGAAAAAUUAUACUAAAGGAUGCAAAAGUGAAAGGGAUUUUAAACAAAAAAGAGUGAAUAGAAGUUUCCUCUUGGAUUACAAUUUAGACACAGUCACCCCACAGAAUCAAAUGAAAAGCAAGAAUACUCCAGAAAGAGAUAGCGACACCGAGGUCAUAAUACGAAAAAUUAUUUCCCGACAUAAUGAAAAAAAGGAAAUUUUUAAAAAGACUUUGAAAAAAAACUUUUCUAAUACCCUUAACGAAAUAGACAACAAUAUAAAAGAACUGGUUGAGAAACAAAAAAACAGACGAAAUGAAUUUCAUGAAAAAUAUGAAAAGAAACAGAAAAGUAUGAUGUUCAUUAUGGAAAAAGAAAUAAACCUGCUAACAAAGGAAAUUAACGUUUUAAUUGAAUCCCUUAAAAAAAUUAACAUGAACAAGAAUGAAGUAAUAACACUAUAUGAAGAAGGGACUUCCAUUUUGUCUUCUAGUGAAAUGUUACAAAAAAGUCAAGUAGUUGUCAAGAAGAUAAAAGAAAAUUUGCAAAAGAUGAAUACUGAUAUAAUUGGAAAGGAAAAGGAAUACAGCAAGAGAAAGAAAUUAUGCUUUAAGGCCUUGGUCACGGCAUAUGAAUAG
Messenger RNA from Plasmodium gonderi, 1953 nucleotides. RefSeq lists its product as hypothetical. The record is from RefSeq and is a predicted model, not a curated record. Lineage: Eukaryota; Apicomplexa; Aconoidasida; Haemosporida; Plasmodiidae. The transcript has 15 exons. The coding region runs from base 1 to 1953 and encodes 650 amino acids.